UCUCAUUUAUAUCAAGAAUACUGUCGUACACAUCUUGUAUUUUCUCAUAUAUACUUUUGAAAUACAAAUUUUAAUCCGUUAUGGAAAAAGUGUUACAAAUCGUUAUUUAUACUGUAAUAAUUAAUGUGAUAAUUCUUACAAAGGCUUACAAUGUGGAAGUAGAAAAAGUUGGCAUUGCGAAGGGUGAGGUUGGCUCUCAGUUUGGUUAUACAGUUGCCUUGAUGCCGGAACCGGGAUGGAAAAAUAAAACAGACAUAAGCAGCCAUUUCUACAACCACGUUCUUUUAGUUGGUGCCCCAAAUGAGACUCUCAAUGGAAUAAGUGGCCAUGGACAAAUAUCGGUGUGUUCCAACGUAUUAGGGGAAAAUAUAAAAUGCCAGCUAAUAAAUAUAUCAGACACAAAACGAUGUGACAAAUUAAGGAAAGCAGAUCAACGCCGCACAUUUUGUGAAACUGACAGCAGACUAGGAGCGUCAAUGGAAGUGAACAGAAACUUUGCCAAAUUUUGGAACACUACAAGUUAUAAAACGAUUCCAAUGGUUAUGGUAUGUGCACCUGGAUGGAAAAAUCCUUUGUACGAACUGAAGGGCAAUUACCAGAAUUAUAUGGUCGGCAUGUGUAUCAAACUUACAGACCAGCUUACACAAAUAUCUUGUGAUAAAGAAAAAGACAAACAUGGGUGUUGGCCUUUUUGGGCCAGCGUUGCUGACAGGACUGCUAAUGAAAAUGGCUCUUCCGUCUUUACAUACGCCGAGGCAGGAAUGUCGGUGGCCUUCACGCAGGAUGGUUAUGAAAUCAUCGGAGCACCUGGCGUGGAUGAUUGGAGAGGUGCAUAUCGUUCUCCUAAUAAAGGUUGGAAGGUGCGUCUAGGGCAUUCCAGUUCAAAAACCACUUAUUUUGGCUACAAGCUAGACGCUGGAAAAUUCAAGAUAGACGCAGAUAUUUUGUCUGGUGUACCUAAUUAUCAUAUAACCGCAAAACAUGGACAUUACGGUCGGGUUGUUUUUCACAAAGGACAAAGUAAAAAGGGCAACAUAGAAUAUGGAGUUCGCUAUGAUUGUCCACAUGAAGAUGUAAUGAAAGAAACAUACUUUGAAAAAGCAAUUCACACAGAACAACAUGGAACAAAGUUUGGUGCUGCACUGGAGACAGUUGAUCUUACAGGAGACGGGUAUGACGAAGUACUGGUCGGGGCACCAAUGUAUUCCGAUCAUAAUCCAGACGAAGGCCGCGUAUUUGUUUACACAUUUUCUAAAACAAAAGUGUGCGGUCCUGUAGGAGUUUUCUCUGGUGGUGCAAAUGUUGAGUCAUUGAAAGGCAAAACUAGCUAUGCAAGGUUUGGAACGAACAUUGCAUCUGCAGGAGAUCUAGAUCUUGAUGGAUUUAAUGAUGUCGCUAUUGGAGCUCCGUAUGAAGAAGGUGAGACCGGCGCUGUCUAUAUUUAUAAUGGCUGUAACUGCAUUCUCAGGGACAAAUUUAGCCAGCGUAUUUCAGGCAGAAAUAUAGACCCUGGUAUUCGUGCACUCGGAUGGAGCAUUUAUGGAAACGAAGAUAUUGACGGUAACAGUUUCGUAGAUUUGGCGGUUGGUGCCUAUGCAUCAGACACCGUUGCAAUUUUGCGAACAAGACCUGUUGUCAAAGUGGACACUAAGAUUACCAUCAGCCCCAACUUAAUUCCAUUAAAUGCAACACUACUCAACUGCUCCGUUGAUGUCAAGAUACUUUGUUUUCAUGUGUAUGUCCAUUUUCAGUAUGAAACAGUUGGGCCUAGAAAGAAAUAUGUCAAGGCAGUGUCCUUGCUAUGGGCAAUGAAGGCUGAUACUCUUUACGAGAGAAGAGAAGAUACUAGUAGAGUUGUAUUCAAAGAAAAUAAUAUUAACAAAUGGGUAGAAAACAUCACGCUAGAAACCGGGAAAACAGCAUCUAAAGCUUUUACGCUUAUUGUCAAGGGAAAUCCUGAGCCGAAAGACGUCUGGACGAAAGUAAGAAUCGAAGGUACAAUGGAACUGACAAAAUCUGAAGGAAAUGUGUUCGAUGUUUUAGAUCCAGUAAUAAGCAAGGAUACAACCACAUUUAUUUCUAAAGAUGUUGAAUUCGACAAAAAGUGUAAGAGUUUAGACACUUGUACAUCCGACUUACAAGUGAAGGUAGAAAUGUUCGUAGCUGGAAUGGGCCAUAACAAGAAAAUUGACAACGAUACAGAGAUAUAUGUCGGUGAAGCUACCGAACUUAUGGUUGUUGUUGAAGUCAGAAGCUUAGAGGAUACAUCCCAUAAUGUGGUCUUUACAAGCAACGUUUCCGCGUUGAUGCGACUUUCUACCUUAUCAAACUAUGGCAUUGUGGAUGCAAGUUGUGAUUCGUCGAAUUUGGCGAAUAAUACCGACAUUAGCCUAACAAUAUGCAAAGCCAAUAACAUACUCUUCAAGGCCAGGAAUGUAAAGGUGAAAUCGUACUAUGACAUUUCAAGCUUGGUGCUUCUACCAAACAACGACGUUCUAAGAAUGAAAGACAAUAUAAAGGUCGAAGUUACAGCUGAUCAGGAAAAUCCUGAUGUUAACUUAGAUAACAACAUUUUUGAAAGACAAAUCAACGUGAAACUAAAAUACAGAAUAGAUAUUGAGGAAGAUAACACAGUCGCAGAUCAAAUAAACUAUAAUACCGACGUAAGUAGCAGACGACUGUUUAGCAUUGUUCACCGUUAUUAUAUCACCAACAGAGGACCUAGUUUCUUGCCCUUGACAUACGUCAAUAUCACCAUUCCAGUGAAGAAAGCUGACACCGAUAUAGCAAUGAUUAAGAAUAUAUCUGAGACGUGCUCUCUUACUGGCCUCCCAAAGAUGGUAUUAACUCAAGGAUCUUCUACGAGUCUCAUGAAGGAUGUCGAACAAGAACUUAGGUCUUCUUAUUUCAAUGAAAAUACAUACGUCGACAAAAGAGGACGCGUGAAAAAUAUUACAUGUCUUGACGAAAACUACGUUUGCGUCACCAUUGAGUGCAAGUUGACUGAUAUGGAGCAGCAUCAACAGGAGAUUAUCGAAUUUACAGUUGACGUAUUAGAAAAGGAACUUUCAAAAGAAAAGGGCGUGUAUGAAGUCAGAUAUGGAACCUUGGCUAUCAUGAGUGAUCCUUACAUCUGGUACGGGAACAAAACGGUAGCUUGGAACAAACCAGUCUUUGCAGAGAAAUGGACCUCAUUUAUACUUAAGCAGGAAUUAUUGGUACCAGAGGUGAAUAUUUGGAUAAUUAUUUCAAGUUCUGUUGGAGGGCUUGCUGUACUCUUUCUUGUGGUAUUUGUGAUGUGGAAGUGUAAGUUCUUUGAACGUAAAAGCCACGCCCAAAUACAGAAAUGGAAAGGCGAAAGAGGAAACGUUUCGUCAGAUCGAAAUGAGCUGUCAGCGGAUUUUGAUCCAAGUUGUAGCGGAUUGACAUCGGAGAACUAGCGUCACUGGUUCAUUUUAAUAGAGACAUAAAGUGUAUAUAAUUUGACUCAAAGAAGAUGAAAUGGUGCAUAUAAAUAUAAUAAAUGAACAGUAUUUUACUUCUUUUAAGUCUAGAAAUGCUUCACAUUCAGCUGAAUAUUCUAAUUAAGUUUGGUAUUUAAAUUGGAUAGUAUUUCGGAUAUCUUAAAGAAAUUAUUGUCUAUAUGUUUUGUUUGUGUUCAAAUAUUCCAAACAAAUAGGCAUUUGACAUUUUAUUUAUUUGUUUGAUAUGAAAUCAAAGCGGACAUCUUCUGUUUUUCUCGGGGUAAGGGUCAUGUGGGAAUUCUUGUUUGUUAUCUUUAUACUAAUAACGAAUUUAGAAUUCAAUGGACUUAUAUGAAUGAUUUCUUUAAUAUCUCCCAUAAAGAAUACGUCACUACGUGAACUACUUAAUGUAUAAAGAGAAAACUGAAGUUUAAAUUUAUUUGUUUUGCCGAUAUACAUGUAGAUCAGGACUCGUGUACGUAGGGUGGUUUAAAGUUACAUUCGCGUUAAGUUUAUUAGGUUCAUAAUGUUUCUAUAUACCAUUAAAAUGUAAUAACAUCGCCAGUAUCUUGACUUAUCGCAUAAUAUAUAAAAUGUACAUGUACAUACGUUUAUAUGAAAAAUGAUGUAUGAAUUGAUGUCUUUUAUUUAAUUUGUAUUAAGUUUAAACUAAUUUAAUUUUGGGAUGAAAGUUUCAAGCUUAUUUGAACCAUUCUCGAGUCCACUUCCAUAUAAGAAGCCGUGGUCGUGACCCCAUGGAGCUCGACCACGUUCCCAGGGUUGAGCGGCUGACACCUUAACCACUAGACCAGCGUUCUACUUUGUAUUUAAUAUUAUAUAACUGUAAAUAGAAAAUAAACUUGUCGUUUACUG
Molecule: messenger RNA, 4337 nt
Organism: Mercenaria mercenaria
Lineage: Eukaryota; Metazoa; Mollusca; Bivalvia; Venerida; Veneridae
Product: integrin alpha-4-like
Exons: 27
Coding region: 81-3440 (1119 amino acids)
Biological process (GO): cell adhesion mediated by integrin; cell-matrix adhesion; cell-cell adhesion
Cellular component (GO): external side of plasma membrane; integrin complex
Molecular function (GO): integrin binding
Source: RefSeq, a predicted model, not a curated record